AUGAACAAGAAUGAGCAAGAAAUAUGUACAGAGGAAUAUGACAGCGAAAUCUACACGAAUAUCCACCAGUACUUAGGCAAGUUUCAGAUCCCUGGCUCUGAAAGGCUAGGGGACGAUCUAUCGUGUGAGAAGGCAUCCAAGAGCUCUUCGCUAUCGGCCUCAAUAACGGUAUUCCGAAAAAAGAGCUUAGACGAAUUAUACAUAGAUCCGAAGGAAAGGGACCCCAGGGUCUUAUCGCCUAAAAACAUUUACGAGCAUAACCUUGAAGUGCCAGAGUUAGACACUUUGGAUUCUUCUAAGUCUAAAAAUAGUUGCAGUAGGUGCAGAAAACUAAAGCGUAGAUGUAGCAGAGAAUUACCAGAGUGCCAGGGAUGCCUGAGUUCCGACAAACUCUGCGUUUAUAUACCCAGAAGAAGCUCCAAGAGCUCUAUCGGUGCUACUAGUAGGAGGGAUAGUGUUUGUUCUACGUCAUCCACGUCCACUGCACCUUCUUCUAAGAGAAGGAGGACCAGCUCUGUGCUCUCCGUACUCUUCGAGGGAAGAAGCAGACAAAAUUCAAGCGAGUUGCCCAAGGUCAAGUCGUUUUCGGACUUGAACAUCGCCAGAAAGAAUUCUCUUCAUCACCUGUACCUGUAUCAACAAUCCCACUCAAGUCCGCUGUCGUUAGCAUCCACUCCACCCUCUAGUCAGUACUCGUGUGCUCCGAUGGUGCGGCUACCGCCCAUCGAGUUCAUAUUGAACAGUUUGCCUAAUAAGAAGGACUGGGAGAGCUCCCAACCACAUACGCUAAUGAAGCCUGUACAGAAAGAGUAA
Dujonia railenensis is the source of this 813-nucleotide messenger RNA. The record is from the annotation of a GenBank genome assembly. Lineage: Eukaryota; Fungi; Ascomycota; Pichiomycetes; Serinales; Debaryomycetaceae.